This is a messenger RNA of Rhineura floridana, 1260 nucleotides long. It is a transcript of the gene AS3MT, whose product is annotated as arsenite methyltransferase. NCBI's taxonomy places the organism in Eukaryota, Metazoa, Chordata, Lepidosauria, Squamata, Rhineuridae. The record is from RefSeq and is a predicted model, not a curated record. Gene Ontology annotation, biological process: arsonoacetate metabolic process; toxin metabolic process. Gene Ontology annotation, cellular component: cytosol. Gene Ontology annotation, molecular function: arsenite methyltransferase activity.
AUGAUUUUGCGCAUCCACAAAUGCACCAUUUGCCAGCUUAAUAACCCUAGUGAGCUAGAAAUGUUAAUAGUCACUAUUGUUCCUAAAUACUCUCACUUCUCUGAAAUCGACUGCAGAACUGAUGACUGGCAUUUUGCAUCCCUGAAAAUGAACAUCUACCUUCAUUAUUUAGUGGCUGCAGAGAGGAUACACAGAGAGGUCCAGGAUUACUAUGGCAAAGAGUUGAAGAAAACAGAGGAUCUAAAAACCAAUGCCUGCUUUACUUUAGCAAGACCUUUGCCCACGUUUAUCACAGAUGCCCUGCAAUGCGUGCAUGAGGAAGUUUUAGCAAAGUACUAUGGUUGUGGCCUGGUGAUCCCAGAAUGCCUAGAAGACUUGAUUUUGGAUUUGGGCAGUGGGAGUGGCAGAGACUGUUAUAUGCUUAGUAAGAUGAUUGGGGAGAAUGGACAUGUCACGGUAGACAUGACUGAAUCCCAGGUAAAAGUGGCAAAGAAGCAUAUUGAUUAUCAUAUGAACAAAUUUGGCUACCGGAAGGCCAAUGUAAACUUUAUCCAGGGCUACAUGGAAAAAUUGGGUGAUGCAGGCCUGAAGGAUGAAAGCUAUGAUCUUGUAAUCUCCAAUUGUGUGGUGAAUCUCUCCCCUGAUAAAAGAGCUGUCCUGCGUGAGGCUUAUCGAGUGUUAAAGGCAGGCGGGGAAAUGUAUUUCAGUGACGUGUAUGCCAGCCAUGACCUCCCACAGGAGAUCAGGAAACAUAAGGUCUUGUGGGGUGAGUGCCUAGGGGGAGCCUUGUGGUGGAAGGAUCUCUACAAAAUUGCAGAGGAAGUUGGAUUUUGCUCACCUCGGUUGGUGACUGCAUCUCGAAUAACCAUUGCUAACAAGGAGCUGGAAAGUAUGGUGGGGGGCUGCCAGUUUGUUUCUGCUACUUUUCACCUCUUCAAGAUCGCCAAGGAUGGCUCAGCCCAGCAGUGUGAAGUUAUUUACACAGGAGGAAUCCCUGGGCAUGAGAAGGAACUAGAGCUUGAUGUUAACCACAAGUUCAAGCAAGGAGAAAUGGUGAAUGUGGAUGAGGAGACAGCUGCUGUUCUACAGAAUUCAAGGUUUUCUAGGAAAUUCCUCAUUCAUCCAGUGGAGCAGAAGAUGCCAACCUCAGAAGGCUGUAGUCCUGGGAAACCUAAGUUUUAUCCCUGUAGAACAUGUUACAUUGAGCAAACAGUGGUUGUACUAGCAGAGGUCUACAAAUGUGCAACCAAUGCAACAUGA